Molecule: messenger RNA, 679 nt
Organism: Aspergillus pseudonomiae
Lineage: Eukaryota; Fungi; Ascomycota; Eurotiomycetes; Eurotiales; Aspergillaceae
Exons: 3
Coding region: 175-483 (102 amino acids)
Source: RefSeq, a predicted model, not a curated record
AUCGGAGACCCGCCGAGGAAUGAUUCCUCCCCGGACAUUCACUCCCCGACUCUCUUCCCUCUUCAAACCUAUGUAAAUAGAGUCAUACCCCAGCCUCACCCACCCAAAACCCAAACCCAAACCCAACAUUAUCCCAAAACAAAAGAACAGACAGAAAGAAAGAAAGCAAUAAAAAUGCCAGUCUACCACAUCGUCCUCUUCCGCCUCAAGCAAGGCGUCACGCCCGCCCAGCUCGCAAACUGGACCAAAGUCUCCCAAGCAAUGGUCGGCCAGAUCCCCGGCCUCCGCUCCCUGAAGACUAACCCGCCGUUGCCGAUCUCCGUGCCCCGCGCCAAGGGCUUUGAUAUGGGGCUUGUUGCCGUUUUGGAUAAACCGGAGGAUGUCGCUGUUUAUGCGGGGCAUCCGGCGCAUUUGGAGGUCCAUAAGUUGAGGGAGGAGUUGUGUGAGGAUACCUUGGCUUAUGAUAUGGAGUUUGACGAGUGAUUCCUCUACUUCGUAUCUUUUCUUAACCUGGUUAUGGAGAUGGAAGGAAUAUGGAACUUUUGUUUGUCUUAUGAACAGCAAUAAUAGACUUGACACAACGCCAUUAUAAGUCCCACGUCAGAGUCCUUUUUUAAAUUCCAAGUGCCAGCAAAACUGAAAGAAAAAAAAAAAUAAAAAAAAAUAAAAGCCCAGCCAA